Asterias rubens (European starfish) is the source of this 1722-nucleotide messenger RNA. Its product is annotated as vesicle transport through interaction with t-SNAREs homolog 1A-like. Gene Ontology annotation, biological process: intra-Golgi vesicle-mediated transport; macroautophagy; retrograde transport, endosome to Golgi. The record is from RefSeq and is a predicted model, not a curated record. Gene Ontology annotation, cellular component: ER to Golgi transport vesicle membrane; endoplasmic reticulum membrane; Golgi apparatus. The transcript has 8 exons. NCBI's taxonomy places the organism in Eukaryota, Metazoa, Echinodermata, Asteroidea, Forcipulatida, Asteriidae. Gene Ontology annotation, molecular function: SNARE binding; SNAP receptor activity. Bases 684 to 1355 code for a protein of 223 amino acids.
CGGUGAAAAUUCAUCACUGACGCGAUUAAACGUAUGUACACGACUGAUGGCAUAUACUAAUUUUCCUACUUUUCUAAUACGUAUGGUACCGUUAAUGUCGAAUGAUGAGCAGUUGUUUUCAUAAACAGUUGUUUUCAUUACAAUACAAGGAAGCAAUUGUUCGACAUGUUCGUGUGUUCCAAAUAAAGAAGGUUUUUACGGACGGGUUAUUGUAACCUCCAUGUUAUGAUGUUGUGGACUUGACUACAGUACCUACAUCUAUCUACAGUACAGUGUACUCGUUCUGAACGUGGGUCGUGCAUGAUGGUCUACUCUCAUCAUCAGUCUCAUCAGUGACAGUAGUCGGAUGUCUCUGGACACGGCAAGGCUUGCUUGGAUGGUCCAUGAAUGAUCAUUGGUAACGACCAGUUCUAAUCUCAGCUAGCUUCAAACCGUACAGAAAGGAACUGUGCUACUACUUCUUUGUACAACUACAUUUAAAUGAUACUGUGACCUGGUGACAGGAACUCCCUGUGAAUCCUGAUGAUUUCUUUGUUAAUUGGGUCGUCACUGCUGAGCUGAGUAUCCGCAUACACGUUCUAUUCUACACUACAAUACAAUCUACAUGAACCCCUUCCCUUGUACUACUGAUCUCUCUCUGGACCAGAUUUAACCAACCAUUGACUGACCAUUCGUCUUGUGAAAUGGCAUCAACUGUGAGUGCCAUGGAGGAAUUUGAACAUCAGUUUGCUUCCAUCUCAGCUGAAAUAACUACUAAAAUCAACAAAAUACCACAGUUGAGUGGAAAUGAGAAAAAACAGCAGAGUUGUUCAGCAGAAAGGCAGAUUGAUGAGGCAAGGGAACUGUUAGAGCAGAUGGACCUCGAGAUUCGAAGCAUUCCAUCGACAGAUCGUCAGAGAUACAGUACACGAUUGCGAAGCUAUGAGACUGAACUCACCAGACUAGAGAAAGAUCUGAGGAAGGCCAAGAUUGCAUUCCGAGAUGGAGAAGCAUCGAGAGAUGAGCUUCUUGGACUUGAUGAUGGGAGACAAUCAGAAGAUCAGAGAGCAAGACUACUGGAUAACACUGAGAGGUUAGAGCGUUCAGGCAAGAAGCUGGACGCUGGUUACAAGAUGACUGUAGAAACAGAGCAACUUGGACAAGGAAUCCUUGACAAUCUGCAACGAGACCGUGAAAAAAUACAAAGAUCCAGAGCCAGAUUACGAGAUACUGAUGCUGGUGUUGGGCAAAGCUCCAGAGUUUUGAGUGCAAUGAUGCGUAGGAUAAUUCAGAAUCGUAUUUUGAUGGUGUUCCUGGCUUUCAUCUUCCUGGUUGUUAUUGUCCUCGUUAUUUAUUUCAUCGCAACCAAGAAAUAGUUUCCAGAUGGUCUACAGAGAUUACCUCAAAUCCCACCAGAAAACAAUGAACUUGUGCGUCACAUUGUAAUCAAAUAUGCAUAUCUUGGGCAUAUUUGAGAAUUGGACAAGGUAAAGUACCCAGUUUUUGAAUGAUUUGACAGAGAGCAGGAUAUUUGAAGCAUGCCUUGUAGUGCAAUUUACUGCACCCAGGGUCAGUGUGAGUAUUCAUGCACUGUGGAGUUUUCUAUUUCUUUCUAAAACAGAGGCUCCGGUGGUAACCAAACAAGGUUAGUUUUACUGUGAAACAAGUGAUAUCCAUUUAAAGACACUGGACACUAUUGGUAAUUGUCAAAGACUAGUCUUCACAGUUGGUGUAUCUCAACAU